Nannizzia gypsea CBS 118893 is the source of this 2382-nucleotide messenger RNA. RefSeq lists its product as hypothetical. The record is from RefSeq and is a predicted model, not a curated record. NCBI's taxonomy places the organism in Eukaryota, Fungi, Ascomycota, Eurotiomycetes, Onygenales, Arthrodermataceae. Gene Ontology annotation, molecular function: DNA replication origin binding. The transcript is spliced from 2 exons. Bases 1 to 2382 code for a protein of 793 amino acids.
AUGGAUGGGCUCCCCAAGCCAGGAGCUGAGGAUGGAGCCCAUGGGCGGCCGCCGUCCUCUAGCAACCCCGAGAGCGAGCAACAGUUUCCCAAGUAUUCCGACACUGCAGAGCCACAGCACCAACAGCAGCAAACCAACAAUAGCCAUAGCCCCCCGCUGGCAGAAAACAACAGCAGCAACAACAACAAUAGCGCACAUCCCGGUGGUGGUGGUAGAUAUGCCAUGUCGCAGGUGAACCGUGACGUUGCCCCAGGCGGCCUUCAACCGUCACCCAGAGAUCCUCGGUCUGCUAUUCUGGCUCGACGUUCACCCUCCGCCGCGUCUAUGUCCCCUCCAGUGUCCGUCUUAUCCCAAGAGCGCCAGAACGAACGUCUCCCGUCUGCUGAGCCGCGGUCUCUUCCUUCGUGCGAUAUCACCAAUGCGACUAUCGACGAUGCCUACGUCGAGUUCAUCAUGUACUGCAACCCAACCAUACCAAGCUCCACGAACACCUUGGAGCUGCGCCGAAUGUUUAGGUCACCGCCGCGCAGUGAAGGGAAGAAUUUCUGCACAUUCAUGCUUUGGGAGUUGAUACAGAAGCUUGACCGCAAGGAAUUAAAGACCUGGAUUCAACUUGCUAUAGAGCUUGGAGUAGAACCGCCCUCGGUGGAAAAGAAGCAAAGCACGCAAAAAGUCCAACAAUAUGCAGUGCGCUUAAAGCGAUGGAUGCGUGCAAUGCACAUAGAUGCAUUUUUUGAAUAUUGUUUAGGGCACCAACACCCGUACUAUACAAAGGUUCAUCCACUCACCGAACAAGAGGAGGAAUGCCGCGAUGGAGUGCCGAGAGAUGAAGACCUGGCUCUGCGCGCUCUUGUUCCCGAAUGGAAGCCCAAACGAGGCAGAAAAAGGGUCGAUGAAGUUGGUGUUGACCCCAAACAACAAAAGAGAACGCGCUUAUAUACACCCAACUCCGGGAUAGAGGGAGGCUAUCACACUGACGAGACACCCCAAAGUUCUAUGCCCUGGAGUGCAUACCCAGAUUCCGCUGAAAAUCAUUCUGGAGGCUGGCCAACAGGUCCACCAGCACACCUAGAUAACACAAAGAACCCACACCGUAUGUCAACUCCAGAAAGGCCUAUAGACAUCCAGCCUGCCGCAUCGAGAUGGAGCUUCCCCAUACAUAGAUCUCCACCGUUUCAAUAUCCACAGUCUGCCGUUACUCCCCGCCACCGUGAUCUUGAUGCACUAUUUUCAAACGAGCCACAGUCUGCUAUUACUCCCUCUUCGGCAGAUAGGGUAGGUGGGAAACGGCGAGGGCGCCCAACAGUCUCUUCGGCAUGGCUUGGAAACAGUCCAUCCGCCGGAAAGGCUCGAGGUCGACCUAUGCAUCCCGACGCACCCUCGUCUUCACUUUCAAUGGCUGUCACCAGUCACCCAGACAUUCGUCCCAAUGAUAUUAUUCCUACUGAACCUCCCAAUACCGCGCCUCCUACUAGCAAUGAGGCAGCAAUGGCAGCGCCUGUUGGUGCAGGUGCUGCCCAAUCUCUUAGGAACUAUGCGCCAUCAAGACCUACUAAAUUACAUCUUCAAGUACCAAAGUCAGCCGGCACGCCUAUUCGCCUUGCAACUCCGCCAUUAUUACUAGUUAAUGGUCAGAACGGCUCAGGCGGGAACCCUGAUGCAACACGGACUCAUUCCGGAGAGAUUCCUCCAAACACCACUGAAGUAUCAUCUCCAUUUAGCCUAACACUUGAGCAAGUUGAUGACGCUCUAUCUCGCGAAAUUCAAGGAGCCACACUAUUCGGAAGGACAACACCUCUCAAUGCGGCCGAAUCCCGAGCCAUUGCUCAUGCAACUAUUCAACAAAUUAGAUCACAAUGCCACCCAGAUGCUCCUCCUACCAUUGUCGCCAGUUACUGUGCAUUCUCACUUGGUCUCGGCCAUAGACUCGGCCUAGCCUGCAAAGCCCCAGAUCAAAUGAAGAUCAGAAUUGAGCCGGGCAUGUCUGACGAUAGAAUUCGUGUACACUGCCCACCAGACGGUCCUACUAAUAACGAUCCUAAUGGGUCAUUUUCCAUUAGUUAUACGCUUUCUUAUGACUUUUCUCCUACCCCUGGUGUUAAGUCUCAGGUGUCUAUACGUGGUAACGCUCCAUCACAAAUGGCGUUGGGUGAAGACAGCACAGCUCAAUAUGGUCACAGCCAUUGUAGACAUGGGGAGCAAUGUACCACUACCGGGGUCGAAGAAGGAUUGUCUGAUGAUGAAGGUAGUCUUGAAUUCGGCAUGACUGCGAGGGACUGGAAACAGCGAUACUUGCUCCUACGGCAACAGACCCGGAAGAAAGAUGCUGCACUUUUGAAGUAUAAGAAACAGAUCCUCGAAGCUGUCAUGACUGAUCCAUGA